Molecule: messenger RNA, 1585 nt
Organism: Wyeomyia smithii (pitcher-plant mosquito)
Lineage: Eukaryota; Metazoa; Arthropoda; Insecta; Diptera; Culicidae
Gene: beg
Product: probable malonyl-CoA-acyl carrier protein transacylase, mitochondrial
Exons: 2
Coding region: 366-1556 (396 amino acids)
Molecular function (GO): transferase activity
Source: RefSeq, a predicted model, not a curated record
AUUAUGUAGAAUAUCAGAUAUCUGUGUAAUAUCUGUAUUAUACUAAAUGUCUGUAUAAAAUCUGUAGGCUUAUGCGUGUCUGUAUCGCAACACAGAAAGUCUGUAUAAUACAGAUUUGUCUGUAUAUCUGGCAUCUCUACCGGCCGCAAAAACGAAUUCGACAUAAGACAUUCGCUGUAUACUUCUGACGUUACUCAAAUGCGAAAGUUUUGUGUACAAUUACAUAUUUUGAUGAUUUUAAACUCGUUUUUAAAAAGGGAAUUUAGCUUUGAACUAAACAAAUUACCUGGAGUGUUCUGUUUAUGUUUAAGCUAUGGUAUAUAAUUGUGAAUCAGUAUAGGAAAUUAUUUGUUUAGCGCCUAACAAUGUAUAACAAAACAAUCGUUCUAAAUUUACGCCACGCCAGUCGUUUGUUUUCUAAAAAACACUCGAGCGAACCGAAAGCCUUGGGAACAGACAAAGUACAAGAUUUACUUAACAACGCUGCUACGUUUGAUAACAUCCGGUCACAUAGCGAGCAAGAUUCUUGGGCCACACUCCCAUACGUGGAAGGCACACAUUUUCACCGUAAUCAGGCGAUGAAAUCCGCCAGACCAAAGAUCGAUCCUCGUGAAACCAGUAUCAUUCUCUUUCCCGGUCAGGGAGCACAGUAUGUUGGUAUGGCGUCACGACUGCUCAAAUAUCCAGGAGCACGAGAUAUUUUCGCCUUAGCCAACGAAGUACUUGGAUAUGAUUUGCUCAAACUAUGCCUGGAAGGUCCCAAAAGUAAGCUAGAUCAAACAGUUUACUGUCAACCUGCUGUUAUGGUUUCUUCGUUAGCUGCUUUGGAACAGCUAAAAGAAGAGAGGCCAAAUGCGAUAGAUAAUUGCUUUGCCACGGCAGGAUUCAGUUUGGGAGAAAUUACUGCCUUAGUGUUUGCGGAUGCCAUACCUUUUGAUAGAGCACUUCGUCUUGUGCAGGUUCGAGCAGAAGCAAUGCAAUUGGCCAGCGAUAGUAAUGAAAGUUCCAUGGCGACAGUUCUUUACGGUCCCGAUGCGAAAAUUGGAGAAGCGUGCAAAGAAGCGCUAAACUGGUGCAUUCAACGCGGAGUUGAAAAUCCAGAGUGUAAAAUAGCAAACUAUCUCUACCCCAGUUGCAAGGUCAUUGCUGGGAGUAAUGAAGCUCUCAAAUACAUUGAAGCCAACACGAAACUUUUUGGUAUAAAGCGGAUCAAGCGUCUUCCAGUGAGCGGGGCCUUUCAUACCGACUUAAUGGCGUCUGCUGUGGAACCGUUUUCAAAAGCAUUGAAAAAAAUCAAUAUACAAGACCCUAUUAUAAGUGUACAUUCGAAUGUCGAUGGAAAGCGAUACCGAAACGCAGGCCAUAUUCUGAACCAAUUGCCAAAGCAGAUCGUACGGCCCGUUAAAUGGGAACAAACGCUCCACAAUUUAUUCGAACGAAAAGUCGGCGAAUAUUUCCCCCGAACGUUCGAAUGUGGACCAGGACAGGGACUGAAAGCAAUCCUCAAACAAGUCAAUGCUAAAGCGUGGGACUCAACAUUUAGUGUACAAGCAUAGAAAUACGAAAUAAAUUUUAUAUAGUUUAA